Molecule: messenger RNA, 564 nt
Organism: Polychytrium aggregatum
Lineage: Eukaryota; Fungi; Chytridiomycota; Chytridiomycetes; Polychytriales
Exons: 2
Molecular function (GO): protein binding
Source: RefSeq, a predicted model, not a curated record
GCGGCCAACGCGGACCACGCAAUGGCAAAGUUCCACCUGGCUGGAUGCUAUCACGAUGGCAUCGGAGUCGACAAAGACCAAAUCAAGGCUAUCCAAUUGUAUCGCAGUCUUGCAGAACAGGGGAUCCCUCGGGCCCAAAUCGCUCUCGGCCAAUAUUACGAGAGCGGCGAAGGUGUCGAUCAAGACUUGAACACAGCCAUCGAUUGGUAUUCCAAGGCUGCAGACCAAGGCAGCGACGAUGGUCGACUCCACAUCUUCUGGAUUGGAGAAUGCCACUACGGGGGCCACGGAGCAUCGCAGGAUUACGAGAAGGCCUUUGAAUGGUACAGCAAGUCUGCCAACCAAGGCAAUUCGUACGGACAGUGGAUGGUUGGUGUGUGCUUCUCCAACGGCGAGGGAGUCGCCAAGGUCGACGCCAAGGCAAUCGAGUGGCUCUGCAAAUCGGCCGAGCAGGGCAAUCGGUACGGACAAGAUUGGCUCGGCGACUGCUAUGAAGAAGGCUGGGGUGUCACCAAGAACAUCGACACAGCCGUUUUCUGGUUCCGCAAGUCGGCCGAUCAGGGA